AUGUUGACCGACAUGACACCGGCUGCGGCUGGCCAGCUUUACCCGCAGUUACAGUCGAUCGCCAAGUCACCGGUACACGGACAUGUGGUGAGUCCCCUCCCCGAUCAUCAAUUUCGUUGUGCUUUCUUGUGUGUAUAAGUAACUGUAUAAUUGCUCGAAGUUGCUUCGAAUAUUGUAAUUGCGGACUGUCGAUUAAAAGUAAGAGAGCCAGGCAGGUUAGGAUCGAGGAAUUGAAUACCAGUGAUUUGCCUGAUACAGUGGUCUUUAAAGCCUUCAUUUUGGACGAUCAUCCAGUCUCUUGAUUAAACGUGAACACACGAAUCUAAGAUUAGUUCCGAGAUUCUUCAAACGCUAUUGCUAUUGGUAACGAUCGGAGCAUUCGCACUCUUGAUCGAAGUACUACGAUUGGAAAUUAGAUGAUUCGCCGGAGAUUAAUUUGUUAAAUUCACCGUCGAUCAUAAAAAAUUAUCCGAAAUUCGUCGAGUGUGUUGUAAUCGGUAACCAGUCACAGGUACGAUUGGUAUAUUUAGAUCAGUACGAUUAAAAGUAAAGAUACAAGGUCGGGAAGAGUCGAACGAUCCUCGAGGUUUUCGUUCAUUCACAGUGGCUUCGUAUAGUCCAGGCCCAGCCGUCAGAGGCAAGGGUAGCUGUCAACCUCUGAUCUCCCUAAGGCAAGGUCAAUUACUCAGCCUCCUUCCCAGAUAG
Heterotrigona itama is the source of this 705-nucleotide messenger RNA. The record is from the annotation of a GenBank genome assembly. NCBI's taxonomy places the organism in Eukaryota, Metazoa, Arthropoda, Insecta, Hymenoptera, Apidae.